CAAUAAAAAAAUGACAAAAUAAACAUAAAAUAAUGGCAAGCAAAAAGCCCACGCGUGAUCUGAUCGGCAUUAUUUGGACGAAUUUUUGGCGUUCGUUCUUGCCGCGUAAGUAUCGUGGCGAUUACAAAGGCGACGAUUACUUUGGCAACAAAUACUUCGAGAUACCAGCCAAUCCGGCUGUUGGCCAACGCAAAGAACGCUGGUUCGAGCCGGCCGAUAAGGAGGCCUUUGACCAGGAGCUGACCGCCGAAUGGGAGGCCUGGCUGCGUGGUCGUCGCGAGGAGCCGCCCUCUCGCGAUGAAUUGAUCAAGAAUCUUCAAGUCAUCGAGAUGAAAAAGCGCAAUGCAGCUGAGCUGGAUGCGCAGUAUGCCAAGGACAAGGACGCGGGCGCCCUGCCCAAGCAGGUGGAGGGCGAGACAAUUGGCACGUAUCCCAAGUACAAGGAUUACGAAAUAAAUCCCGGCAAGAAGCCAAUGGAUGAAAAAAAAUAAACAUUGUUGUUUGUGUAUUUUGAAUUUAUUUGUUAAUAUAUGUACGUAUUACUA
Molecule: messenger RNA, 545 nt
Organism: Drosophila novamexicana
Lineage: Eukaryota; Metazoa; Arthropoda; Insecta; Diptera; Drosophilidae
Product: NADH dehydrogenase [ubiquinone] 1 alpha subcomplex assembly factor 2
Exons: 1
Coding region: 33-491 (152 amino acids)
Biological process (GO): mitochondrial respiratory chain complex I assembly
Cellular component (GO): membrane
Source: RefSeq, a predicted model, not a curated record